UAAGUAUAAAAAAUAUUUCUCUAAAGAAUACCAUCAAAAUUGAAGUUCCUAGUCCGUAGGUUUGUAUCACAACUAGGUAAAUAUCCAGUGAAAAUAUUACCCUUGGCUGUUUUGUUCCGCAGACCAACAUCCGGACCGGAAUCGUACUGUCGCUUCUGCUAUUCGGUGUCGAGCGGUUUAGCUCCCAUUUUUCCUGCAGCAACGGCGGACAAUUCCCCCGUGCCAUCGCCGACCUCUUCGAGCGGGUAAUCGGAAUUAAAUUGACGGUUGUUGAUGACUUUCCAUCCGCCGUAUGUGAACAGUGUCUUUGCAAACUGGAAGAACUCGAUCACUUCCCUAGAAAGUGCAUCAUCUAUAGGGGCGAAGCCAUUCGAACGGAGAUCUUUGGGAAAGGACCGGAUGAGCCAAUGGAAGAAUCUAAAGCGGGAAUGGUGAGUCCAAACUCCACUGAAGGCGAUGGCAAUCCGAUAAAGAUGAGUUAUCUCCGUUAGUUUUUAUUCACCUGGCUUGCAAUCCUCUAUUAUUCGAUAUUUGGUUCAACAAGUGCGUGCCACAGUAAGUCAGCAUGGAACUACCAGAAAAUAUGACCGUUAACGAUCUUCCACCAGAGAUGAUGGAGAAAAUAUUCGAACAUCUCACAUUCCACGAACGCCUGCUGAUAUCCGCUACUUGUAAACUGUGGCACAAGGUGAUAUUUGGCCCCCAAUUUUGCAAAAGGCUAUUUCUACAUUUGAGGACAUUGGAUGACCUUGUUAAGAAACCUUAUGCAAAGGAGAUGAUGGGACGUUGUCGCAAUGUAAACGUUUCAUGUUCGCAUUUCGGAGAAAAUGAAUUGAAAUUGUUGAAGGACUAUAUGUCAGGAUCUUCCCUCGAGAAACUCAAAAUCUCCACAAGUACACAAACUGGCAAACAUAUCGUCGAGGCCGCUCUGCAAGUUUUGAUAGAGUUAGAAACUUUGCAUCUUGAUCUGCAGGGGAGUUACGAUGGUGAAGUCAUACAAAUCAGUCAUCCAAAACUAAAACGUAUUGUAUUGAAUGGGCAGUGGAACUAUGUAAUAGAAUGUGGCAGUUUGACCACUCUAGAAUCAAAUCAGGUGAACGAAAUAAGUGCUCAAGGCGUGGGUGCUUUACGGAGACAAUUACGUAGCCUGAAACUCUCCGGUUUACACAAAGAUCUUUUCAAUGCUGCUACAUCCGAUAUUAUAUCUAGUUCACGCUGGGAUUAUUUGCGAGAACUUUGCUUCAUUUAUCCACCGUCAUUAGAGCACCUCGAGAGAAUGCUGGAGAAAAUGCCUUGUUUAGAGAGCUUGAGCUUGUAUAAAUCCAACCAAAUCGUAACUGGAAAAGAGCUUGCACCAGCAACACGUUUGUCUGAAUUAACAUUGGGAAAACAAUGUAUAGAAACGGUUUCAUUGAAUAUAUUCCUUGCUCGUUCGUCUUUGCACAGGCUUUCAUUGCUAAACUGCACGUUUUGUGCUACAAAUGUGCCACUGACAUCAGAUUCCAUUGAACGACUAUCUUUCCAACCUGUUUAUGGAGAAUUGUUACCACUGUUCCCAAAUUUAAAAGUCUUAGAUGUAGAAGGCACACAGGAAACAGAUUUCAGCUCUAUAUUGAAGCAAAUAAGCAAAAAUUAUAAAAGGCUGGAACGUCUGACAAUCGGUGUGAAAUGUGGAGAAAUUGGACAGUUCGCAGUAUGUCUUGCGACAGAAGCAAGCCUUACCAUCCCGUUUUCGCUCCCGACGGAAUUGGACAGACUGAAAGUUAUUCAAAUAAAUCGAAUGGAUUUAAACAAAAUCGAUUGGAUCGCGUGUACAGGCAGUAAGGUGGAAUAUAUCCGACUGAAUGGUUGCAGUAUAAACGGAAUUGGAUGUAAGAAUUUGGUUCAGACUUUCAAACACCUGCGAACGUUGUAUCUAGACCAUUGCUAUCUCCGACUACCUCGUGCUGAUCUAUUCGAUAUUGACGAGACCUGCAGUAAAGGACUGCGCACAUAUGCUCCACACUGUAAAAUUUCAUAUUACGAUUGUCACAUUGAAGAUUUGUACGAUUACUGUGGAAGAAGUGGGCCUGUCAUCUAAGUUCCAAUAUGUACAUCCCAAUUAAAAAAUCAUCAAAUAAAUAUGUAUUUCUAAAAUUGACUUGAAGUAACUUUUCCGAGAUUCCUCUCCUAUAAUUAGCCUUAACAAUAGUGUUAUAAGCAAAUUGACUAAUUCCAUUUGGAUGCUUGUCACAUAAGCAGCUGCUUCAAUGUUGCAGGUGUUAUUUGUACAGAAUCAUGCCACGACACAAUGCUGUUGGGGAACAUUUCCCUCGUCUUCCUCUCGCAACCCCCGUUCGCAACUGCAUUGGGGUCUCCGGUGUCAUCAACGAUAUGGCAACGGUCAACAUGUAACCGUUGGAG
Molecule: messenger RNA, 2403 nt
Organism: Aedes aegypti (yellow fever mosquito)
Lineage: Eukaryota; Metazoa; Arthropoda; Insecta; Diptera; Culicidae
Exons: 4
Coding region: 566-2080 (504 amino acids)
Molecular function (GO): protein binding
Source: RefSeq, a predicted model, not a curated record